UCCGCCCCUUUACAGUUCCAAGUUGCAGCCUCCCUCGCAGCAGACAAUCCCGACGCGAUGCUGGAGACCCAGGAGGAUGCCUCCGACCCGGCAGGUGCCGCUCACGGUUUAGCCCCGCCCCUCAGUACCGACGGCCAAUGGGAGCCGGCCGGGUCAGAGCGCCACCAAUGGGAGCGGGCGGGCGGAGGCGCGCCGCCAUUUAAGGAGCCGCGGGGCGGGGUCUGGGGAGCGUAUGUUCGGAGUGUGGCCGCGGUUGGGUGCGGUGACCAUGUCCCUGCAGGCUGAUUUUGAAAAGAUCGCAGAAGAUGUGAAGAAGAUGAAAACAAGGCCAAAUGAUGAAGAACUGAAAGAUCUCUACGGGCUCUACAAACAGUCUGUAGUUGGAGACAUUAAUAUUGAGUGUCCAGGGAUGUUAGAUUUAAAGGGCAAGGCUAAAUGGGAAGCCUGGAAUCUCCGAAAAGGGAUGUCGAAGGAAGACGCCAUGAGGGCAUAUAUUGAGAAAGCAAAAGAGCUGAUAGAAAAAUACGGAAUUUAAAAUUCGGCCCUGGAGAAAGUUCUUCUUUUGACACCUUUGCAAUGGUAUCGUGACCUACCAUCUAGGGAAGAAAUACACUGUUAACUCUUUA
Hyaena hyaena (striped hyena) is the source of this 626-nucleotide messenger RNA. RefSeq names its product acyl-CoA binding domain containing 7 (gene ACBD7). The transcript has 4 exons. The coding region runs from base 233 to 535 and encodes 100 amino acids. Lineage: Eukaryota; Metazoa; Chordata; Mammalia; Carnivora; Hyaenidae. Gene Ontology annotation, molecular function: fatty-acyl-CoA binding. The record is from RefSeq and is a predicted model, not a curated record. Gene Ontology annotation, biological process: fatty acid metabolic process.